Messenger RNA from Penicillium argentinense, 606 nucleotides. RefSeq names its product GNAT family N-acetyltransferase. Gene Ontology annotation, molecular function: acyltransferase activity, transferring groups other than amino-acyl groups. NCBI's taxonomy places the organism in Eukaryota, Fungi, Ascomycota, Eurotiomycetes, Eurotiales, Aspergillaceae. The record is from RefSeq and is a predicted model, not a curated record. The coding region runs from base 1 to 606 and encodes 201 amino acids. The transcript has a single exon.
AUGCAAACCUCAAGAAUAGAACUAGUUCGCCUCACUUCAGACCACCUCCCCGGGUACCACGCAAUCUGGUCCGACCGCGUCGCAACUCGCUGGAGUCCUCACGGCCCCUGUUCGACCCUGGAAGAUAGUAAAGAGUGGAUGUCCCCCUUACUCCCAGAAACCAACGCUAAAGGGGACAAUUACGCCGUUCUACUCCGGACACCCCUCGCUCCUGAAAUUAUCAACUCGCGCGGUCUGGCCGGUGACGAGGUUCUCGUUCCUGGUGGCUUUCUGGGAUGGGUCGGGACGUGGAGGUCGGAUCCUGUUCCUGAGGUGGGAUUGAUUUUCCAUCGGGCGUGUUGGGGACUGGGCUUUGCGACGGAGGCGCUAGAGGCGUUUUUGAAGGUGUUCUGGGCGAAUCGGCCUGAGUUUGAACUCUUGGAUGCUUGGUGUGAUACGGAGAAUAUUGCUUCGCAGAAUGUGUUGAAGAAGUGUAGGUUUGCCCUGGUGGAGUCUGUUACGGGGGAUUAUACGUUGCCAUGGAUGGUGCCCGCUCUGAGGAGUAGUUUGAGGUUUCAGAUUAGGAGAUCAACGAUUAGUCCUGGUGGUGUGGGGAAAGAGGACUAG